AUGAAUAAUGUUACCCUGUACACAAUAACAUCUACAACCCAAGGAAAUGUACAGAGUUUUUCAUAUCCUAUUGAUUCUCCAAGUGGAGAACUUGUUAAAAUGGCGUUUUCAAAUCUCCAAGUUUUCGAUACACAAAACUACGUAGUUUAUUAUCGAAACACACAAGGGGUUAGCGUUAUUAUCGAGAAAGAUAUCACAUUACGUUCUCUUAACGCUAAGAAUGGAGAUUUUUUACAAAUAUUCCCAAAUACCAAUCAAACGCAAAUAGAAUAUAGGUAUGCCCAACCUCAACAAAUACAGCCUGCUUUACAAUCCCUUCCUCUAAAUUCCAUGUAUCUCCCGAAUGAUAUGAAUCAAAACAAUUUUCAAUCAGGAUUAUUAUCAACAAACAACAAUACUCAAUUUCCUUCUAUGAAUGAUACAUAUUCGAAUCCAGCUUCACCAUUUUCAUCAGGAAAUUUAACUAAUAACAUGAAUUUUGCCUCAGGAACAUUAUCUUUAUCAUCAGGAGCAGCACUAAAUACAAGUACACCAAGUUUUGGAAUGACUCCAGAAAAUUCAUCUCCAAGUCCAGAUAACGGAUUAAGUUUAUUCGCAACUCCGCCACCUGAACAGCCGAUGGGAUUUUUUACUGCCCAGAUGAACCAACAACAAGCCCAAGGAGGACUUUUUCAAAAUGCUCCUCCUCAACCAGCAGGACUUGGAUUAUUUGCACAACCUGAAGGAAUGGGAUUAUUCGCGAGUCAGAAUACUGCUCAAGUUGGACUGUUCAGUACACAGAACCAAGGACUAGGUCUUUUCGCUCAAAAUAAUACUGGUCCAAUGCCAUUAGGUCUUUAUUCACAAACAAACAGCGCUCCGUUACAAAUAGGCAUUAAUGCACAGAAUUAUGACCAACAAACGCAAGAAGGAGUUAAUUACGGCCAAACAAUUUCUCAUCAAUACGAUCCAUUUAGCGGCGCAUUCGAUUCAACUAACGAACCACCACAAUUUCAAACAGGUAUAUCAUUCAACUACAAUACAGGCUUCAAUACUAUAAAUGGCGAGCAAGAUCAAAAUAUUGGACUUGAUCAAGACCCUGCGUUAUUCAAUUCGUCAGUUGCUUUACGAGCAAACAACCAAGACCAGAAUAUCCACGAUGGAACAGGUACAACAGACUUUAUGCUGGAUAAUGGAAUUGUUAUUGAUGCCGAUAUCAAUGAUGACUUCGCCAAUAUCGAUUUCGGAGCUGUUAAGAAGACAGGAAACGAGCUUUACGAGAUGUGGGCCAAUGAAGGUCUCGCUCCUUACGAAGUUAAGGUUGUUUUCGGAUUUUUGGAGUCAGACCCUGAACCGAAAACGAUCAAACUCUUCCAAAUGUUUGAAUACAAAGAUGUCCGUAACAUUCUUAUUGAAAAUUUCAAAUUAGAUAAUGAACCAAGGUAUUCAUUCAUGUUUACAGCACCAGGAGCUACAAAGUUUUGGUUGAAAGAAGGUUCUUCACUCGAAAAGUACCAAUUCGUUGAAGGAACUGCUUUAUAUAUUUUCAAAAGAGAUUUAAAGGUCAUGGUAUCGACAUCACACUAUCAGCCGCGCAUGGUAAACAUCGAUGCUGAAAAUACAGUUGAAAAUGUCGUUGAAGAUCUCGCUAAAAAACUCGGAAUUGAAAAUCCUCUUGGAUAUUCCCUUUAUGCAACAGAAGAUGAAACAGAAUUACCAUUAAAUCCACAUUUACCUAUCCCUGAACAAACAAAACACUUCAAUCAGCUCACAUUACGAAGAGAAUUCUUUUGUUUGUCAAGAAUUGACAUUUCAACACUCGAAACAGCCAUGCAAACAUACAAAGAUUCCAAAACAAGGUUCUUCGGUGAUAAUUUGUAUGUUUUGGAAGAAAUUGCCCUUGAAUUUGCCGCAUUACAGUUUUUCAUUGAAGCUGAUGCCAAUGCUUUAAGAAAUCCAACAUUUCCAGAUAAUAUCCAUUUCCUUUUCCCAGAGUGUAAUGAGUAUUCCCAUACAUUAGGACCAGAAUUAUUGAAAUACGUCACUGAAUAUCCUGAAAUAAGCAAGUUCAAUGCGAUCAGGAAGUGGUUGAAGUUCAUUAGAAGGUAUCCCGGCUUCGGAACAUUGAGUUAUGACUGCACAGUCAACGUAAUUAACGAAAAGGCACACAUUCGAUGUUUGUGGCCGUAG
Trichomonas vaginalis G3 is the source of this 2169-nucleotide messenger RNA. Its product is annotated as KREV interaction trapped 1-related family. The record is from RefSeq and is a predicted model, not a curated record. Gene Ontology annotation, cellular component: cytoskeleton; plasma membrane. The transcript has a single exon. The coding region runs from base 1 to 2169 and encodes 722 amino acids. Lineage: Eukaryota; Parabasalia; Trichomonadida; Trichomonadidae.